Molecule: messenger RNA, 7796 nt
Organism: Biomphalaria glabrata
Lineage: Eukaryota; Metazoa; Mollusca; Gastropoda; Planorbidae
Product: NPC intracellular cholesterol transporter 1-like
Exons: 28
Coding region: 119-4147 (1342 amino acids)
Cellular component (GO): membrane
Molecular function (GO): lipid carrier activity
Source: RefSeq, a predicted model, not a curated record
UCUGCCUACCUGUAUUUUUUUUUUCCGGGCGACUGAAAAACAAACUUUGGUCACGCCUACAAACACGAUCACCAGUUACACGACUUCCGGGUUAAGGGUAAAUAUUGUAACCAGGAGUAUGGUUCGAUGCAACACAGGCACCCUGUCACUCUCUAUGGACACUAGAUCUACAAUGAACAUCUUUUUUGUACUGUGUUUACUUGGAUUAGCGUCAAAUUGUACUGGCGACUGUAUAUGGUAUGGGCAAUGUGGUUUUAACACUGGGAUAGCUAAGGAUAAAAAACUCAACUGUAAGUAUGAUGGACCACCAAAGCCAUUUUCCACUCAAGAGGGACUUCAAAAGUUUAAAGACAACUGCCCUAGUCUUUAUACAGGGCCAAAUGUGAAGACCUGCUGCUCUGAUGACCAGAUGUUCACCCUAAAUGAACAGGUGGCAUUUCCACGUCAGGCUCUACAGAGAUGUCCAAGUUGUUAUCACAACUUUAUGAAUCUUUGGUGUUACCUGACUUGUGGACCAAAUCAGGCUGAGUUUAUGUCUGCCAAUACCACAAAGCCUUUUGUCACACCAGAGAACAAAACUGUGGAUGCAAUAGUCUCAGUGAAUUAUGUUGUUAGUCCUGACUCUGCAAACGGAAUGUUCAACUCUUGCAGUAAUGUGCAGAUGCCAAGUUCAAAUGAGCCAGCACUUUCUCUUCUGUGUGGUGAAGAUGCUACAACAUGUACACCUCAGAGAUGGUUAAACUACAUGGGGACUAUUCAAAAUGGGCAGGCUCCAUUCGAUAUCAAUUUUUAUAUCUCAAGCAAAAACAUGACAUUCAACAACGCCACUCUUGCCCCAUUGGAUAUGGAACCAAUUCCUUGCUACAAAGCUGUGUCUAACACAACAGAAGCCUGCAGUUGUCAGGAUUGUCUUCAGUCCUGUGCUCCGACCCCACCACUAAAGCCUCCAGUAGGCCCCUGCGAGAUCCUACACAUAGACUGCUAUUACUUUAUCUUUGGAGUUAUCUAUGCUGUCUUCUUUGUAGUCUUUGGCUGCUAUGCUAUCUGCUAUAACAUAAUUGUGCAGGACUCUCUCAGGCUGGAGCAGCCUGGAGAAGAGCCGGACACUGGUUGCUGUGUCAAAAGAGGCUGGGCAGUGUCCAGAAAUCUACGCAAGAAGCAGUACCUUGAAAACAUAAGGAAAGAUCAACUUGGUUGCUGUGAAAACAUUGGUGCAAAAAUGGAGGCCUUUUUGGAACGUUCUUUUUACAGAUGGGGAUAUUUAUGCGCUCGACAUCCAUACAUAACUAGUAUUCUUGUUAUUGCCAUCUUUGGUGCCUUGACUGCAGGGGCUGUCUUCUUUACGGUCACCACUGACCCAGUUAAGUUGUGGUCAUCUCCAGACAGUCGUGCCCGGCUGGAAAAAAAUUACUUUGAUUCUCAUUUUGUUCCAUUCUACCGCACAGAACAACUUAUCAUCAGUAGACCAGACAAUGACUCAAUUGUAACUUGGAAAAAUAAAAACUACACAAACCUUUUUGAUUUGUCCUUUUUGCAUGAGAUUCUUGACCUUCAGCUGGCCAUCGCUAAAAUAUCAGCAGUGUAUGACAACAAGAAUGUCACCCUUCAGGACAUUUGCUUUGCACCGCUGAGUCCAGACAAUAAUAACUGCACCAUACAGUCCAUACUCAACUACUUCCAGAACUCACAUGGGAUGCUAGACUUGGUAGCCAUGGAUGCCUAUGGUUGGUUUGUGGAGGCCAACUAUCUGGACCAUUUUGAGUAUUGUGUUCAAUCACCUUAUUCAUUAAAUGACACAACCAAACUUCACACGCCUUGUCUUGGUACAUAUGGUGGACCAGUCUUCCCUUGGGUAGCUUUAGGGGGAUUUCAAGGCAAAGAAUAUCGAACAGCCAAUGCUCUGGUCAUAACGUUCCUGGUCAAUAAUCAUUUGGAAACAAACCAGAAUGACAAAGCUGAGGCAUGGGAGAAAGAGUUUGUGGCCUUCAUGAAGAACUACACGGCAGCACAUCCACACAUUCAUAUAGCCUUUUCUUCCGAGAGGUCAAUAGAAGAUGAGAUAGACAGGGAAAGUGAGAGUGACGUGAUGACCAUACUUCUCAGCUACCUCAUCAUGUUUGGCUACAUAACACUCACCCUGGGCCAGUAUCAGCCUCUUUCUCGGAUCUUGGUUGAUGCUAAAGUCAGUUUGGGCUUAGCUGGCGUCCUAAUUGUCCUACUCUCUGUGGGUGCAUCCCUUGGCUUCUACAGCUACAUCGGCAUUCCAUCCACACUGAUCAUUAUAGAGGUGGUUCCGUUCUUGGUCCUGGCUGUAGGCGUGGACAACAUUUUUAUCCUGGUGCAGACAUGUCAGAGAGAACCUUUAGUGGAAGGAGAGAGCGUUGAGAAGAAGAUUGGACGUGUGGUUGGUAAAGUCGGCCCCAGUAUGUUGUUGACAAGUCUUUCAGAGUCCUUGGCAUUUUUCCUUGGUGCCUUGACAGAAAUGCCUGCUGUGAAAAUUUUUUCCUUGUAUGCUGCCAUGGCAGUGUUGUUUGACUUCAUCCUUCAGAUCACCAUCUUUAUUGCUCUCUUGACACUCGACACUAAACGUUCGGAGGCCAAUAGAGUGGACGUUAGUUGCUGUGUCCAGCUGAAACUGAAGAAAAAGAAACCCCACAAUGGGAUACUGUACACAUUUGUUAGUGACUAUUAUUCUCAUUUUCUCAUGAAGGAGUGGGUCAGGCCAAUAGUUAUGCUGGUGUUUGUGGGAUGGUUCUGUGCCAGUGCUGCCUUUACGUCUAAAGUUGAAAUAGGAUUAGAUCAGUCUUUGUCUAUGCCAAAGGAUUCAUACGUACUGGACUACUUUCACAACUUGAGUGAGUACCUGUCAGUGGGUGCCCCUGUCUAUUUUGUGGUAGAAGAUGGACAGGAUUACUCCACCUACAGCGGCCAGAAUGACAUCUGUGGUAUCAGUGGCUGUCCGCAGGACUCUCUAGUCCAGCAAGUGAACCAUGCUGCGCUCAACCCAAGCUACACUUAUGUUGCCCAGCCUGUCUCCUCCUGGCUAGAUGAUUACUUUGCAUGGGUGGUCAGUGAUGCUUGUUGCAGGUAUCAUAAUGUGACUGGGGCUUUCUGCCCAUCUACAGAGACAGACCCCCACUGUGUUCCCUGUCAACUUGAUCAUAUGGAGAAAGGUCGACCUGUGGAUGGUACUUUUAAUAAGUAUUUAAGUUGGUUCCUUCAAGAUAAUCCAGGAGUCAAGUGUGGCAAAGGUGGACAUGCAGCUUAUGGCUCAGGUGUACAGCUGCACAGAGAUGGACACAAUGUAACAACUGUUGGAGCUUCUUACUUCAUGACCUAUCACAGUAUCCUGAAGACAUCCACAGAUUAUAUCAAUGCUCUGAAGGAUGCCAGAGAAAUAGCUGACAACAUCACCCAGACUCUCAGAGGACAUGGACAUCAGAGCAAAGUUUUCCCCUACAGUGUGUUUUAUGUGUUCUACGAACAGUACUUGACCAUUGUCAUGGACGCCAUCCUCAACAUGGUGUACUGCUUGGCUGCUAUCCUUUUCAUCACCUUCAUCUUGCUAGGAUUUGACCUUUACUCUUCCAUUGUGGUGGUGUUGACCAUCGUCAUGAUUUUGGUGGAUCUCAUGGGCAUGAUGCACCUGUGGGGCAUUGACCUGAAUGCCCUGUCUCUUGUCAACCUCAUAAUGGCCAUCGGUAUAUCUGUUGAGUUCUGCUCUCACAUCAUUAGAGCCUUUGCCAUCAGUGUUCUACCCACAAGGAAAGAGCGAGCCAAAGAGGCAUUGUCACACAUGGGCAGCUCAGUGCUGAGUGGUAUCACUCUGACAAAGCUGGGUGGCAUCAUUAUGCUGGGUUUUUCCAAGUCCCAGUUGUUCCAGGUUUUUUACUUCAGAAUGUACUUGGGUAUAGUUGUCUUUGGUGCUACACAUGGUCUCAUUUUCUUGCCUGUAUUCCUCAGUUAUCUGGGCCCCCCCGUUAAUAAAGCUAAAGUGUUCAACAGUAAAGAGCUGAAUGAAGACUCCACAGAUGAUGCCAAUGGAACCUACCGCCAUCAGAAUGGCCAAAGACAGAGUGACAACCCUCCUGAUUAUAACAGUAUCGGCAGAACACCAGUUGUGGCAACGACCUAUUUGGCGCAUUGAUUUUUGCUCUGACAUAUUGCAUUCUUGUGACCAGUUUUAUUGCAUACUAACUUAUGAACAGACUUAAUGAGAAGCAGCCAAUCAAGUGUUGCCUUACAUUACAAAAAAAAUACUUUAUGUGUUUUGAUUGGCUGAAUUUCUACUGGAGAUUAUAUUGACACCAGGAAGCAUUACUUCAUUGAGUAUUGUUUCAACUUCUGCGAGUCACUGAAAGGAUUAUAGAAAAUACAUUUUGGCUUUUCUUUAUUCUUCGUGAUCAAGUGUUGUCUGGAUCAUGGGAAGUGAGUUGCUGUUAUUACAGACUUUGUAAUUUUAUUUUUAUUUUUGUCUGGAUCAUGGGAAGUGAGUUGCUGUUAUUACAGACUUUGUAAUUUUAUUUUUAUUUUGACCGGUGUAAUAUGCCCCCUGAGGGGCAUUCAAAGUGAUGUUUGUCUGUAUCAAAAACAAAGCAAUGUAUAUAAUUAAGACUAAAAUUAAUUGUCUAUGUCUGUUGGCUACAAUUCACUGAAAAAUAUGAUCAAAAACUUAGUUCACACUUUUAUGCUCAAGAAUAAUUUUUUGAAUAUGUCAAUAAUAAUCAUACUAAAAUCGUAUAGAAUGGGAGCCAUGUUUUUAUCUUGAGACUUUUGUACACUGUAUUGAGUCUCAUUAUGUAAUUUUAUUUUUGACUGUGCAUUCAAGGUAUCACUUAGUAAAAAAAAAAAACAAGUAAUCAAAACAUUAUCCUGUUGAGAUGUAUUCCUUGUGUCAAGUGUUUCUGAUAUUGUGUACAGCCUGCUAUUGUGAUUACUGACCUUGGUGAUACAACAAAGUUUAAUUUUAGGAAGUUGUUUUUCAACUUUCAUUCAUUCUGUUUGUUUUAUGCUACGCAUUAAUGUUUAUCUUUUUUUUUUAAAAACAAAGUUAUGUCAUUUGUCCAACUAAUCAAUUGCUUUCUAAUUUUGUGAAUAAAAUUUUCCGUCAAUUAUUGGGCAAAUUUGUAACCUAUUCUGUUAGCAAAUACAACAUUGAAACACCUCUCUGCAGUUAAUUUGAAUGGGGACUAGGUUUGGCUGACAAGUGAUUAGAUAUUCUGAAAAGGAAACAGGCUUGUAAAAAUCCCUAUAGGCUGGUCACUUUAGCAGUUAUAGACAUGGCUGUCUAGUGGCCUAAUUUCAUGAAAAUAUGCCCAGCAAGUGAUGCAAGAAGUUCCAAUGACAUAUGGAAGUUCAUGUUUUAAGGAAAAGAUGACUUUUUGGGUGUGAUAUAUAUCAUUCUGAGUUCAUACAAGACACUAAUUAUAUAUUUAAAAAAAAAAACAGUAUUUCUGUUUACACAUUUUGCUUUGGUUUGAGAGGGGCCCACAAAUGACUGUUUUUACAUUAAAAAUUGAAUAUUACACAAAAUGCAGGGGCUCCAAAGAGGUCAAGCCCUCCUGACCCCCAAACGAUGGAAAAUUCUUAGCUACGCCCCUGAUCAAAGCUGUUUUUUUUUUCAAGCUUGGCCUACAUCGUAGUUGUGUUAACUUGUUUUGUUCUUUGCUUAUUAUGAUGAUUAAAUGAAUGCUAAAUGCAGUCAAAUAACAAAUCUUAGCUGUAGUGAAUCUCAAGAAGUCAAAUGCAAUCAUAAUUAUUUCAAUACAUUCGUACAGAUUGGUAUAGAUGAAAAAAAAAGUAUCUAAUGUAAUUUUUUAAUGAAAUAAUGUAGAUUACAAAUUUUGACAUUUUCAAAAUAGAUGGCAUUAUCUUAGAAAUUUUAUGCAAAAGUAGAAAAAAUGGAUACUUUUCUAUUAUUUUUUAUUUCAUUGCGAUUUUUUUACAGAAACUUUUUCCAAGAUCUAAAUUUUAAUUUCUUUUGCUUAAUUGUUCUAUUUUAGAUCAACAUUGCUUAGAAUCGGCCAAUAUUACAAGCAUCAUAACACAUUCCUAUAUGAACUCUUAUUGUACUACUGAACUCUGGGAGGAUGCACCUUGAAUUUAAUUAUUAUUCCACUGCUGUCAGUGUCCAAAAAUGAGUUUGAUUAUGUAAAUAAGACUAAAUUAAAUACUUAACUAAUUUUAUGUGUAAGACGCUAAUCUUAUUUCUAAGUGAAGCACAAUAUUUAACUUCCCUUUAGCUUAUAGCCUCCCUCUUCACAUAUAGUGUUUUAAAACUAUGUUUUGUCAUGAACAUUUCAUUCUUUAAUAAUCACUUAAAAAAUGGUAGAUGUAAAAUACAUUUUUUUUAUUAUAAAACUUCUUGUGGUGUAUUUAUUGUAUGUUUUUAUGGCUACUAUCUCCAUGUAAUUGACUCAGGUCCAUAUAAAAAAAAAAAAGUAAUUUUAGCCAAAAGUGUGAAAAAUAUCCUACUUUGGCAGCAUGACAGACUGCUUGAGAUUUUAAUGAGUCAUGAUUGGGGGAAGGGAAACUUGACUUUAAAAAAAAUGUAAAUUAAUUAAAUUUUUAAAAAUGUAUUUCUCUAUUUAAUUGUUAUGAUUGUAAAUCUUAUAAUUCCAUUUUUUUCCCCACUUUAUUUUAUGUUUUUGAUGAAAGAAAUAGAAAGUAAAAUAGCUAUAAUUACUUUGUGAUGCAUCAACUGUACAUUACUGGGACAUUUGGUGUGUAAAUAUCUCUGUUACAAUAAUUCAUUCAUCUGCAAGAGCUGCCAACUCUGUGAUAGGCAGACAACUGGCUUAUAAAUGCAAACUAGUUGUUUUAAAAGCCACCAUUAGUGUGUAUGUGUAUUGACAUUUCAUAUUUAUUACUUCAUGUAACAUGUUCAAGGGAAAUAAACAAAGGCUUCCCAGUGUGGUCACCCAACAUUAAACAAAAAAUUAGUUCAUUCUAAAGACUUGGUGGUUCUUAAGAGCAAGUGAUCAGUUCACUGCUUUUUAAUAGCUAUUCUCUUGAGCACAAUGAUUUUCAACUGCAAUUAGGUACUUAUUAUAGAGUUGGGUGAACUCUGUUAUAUAAAAUUCUCCUUUCCAAAAUCCCAGCAGAUUGCACCAGGAUUUGCACAUGUUCUUAUUUCAUAACAGUUGGGAACAUUUCACAUGUUCUAAUUACAUAACAGCACUGUGUUUCAAUGAUUUAAUACACCAUUUCAUAUCAGCCACUGGUUCUAUUGAAACUUUUGGCUCCAAAACUUGAGGCACUAGACAAAUGUUUGUGCAUUGAACAUUUUAGCACUAUAGAAGCUUUUUGAAGGGUGUGACAUGUUUCUGGUACCUCCACCCUUGACAUAUUGAAGUAGCCUUUGCUAAAUUGGCUAUAUUUUUAUAAAUGUCAUGAGGUCUAAGUACAAGCAUUUUGUACAUGAGAGAGAGGGAGAGAGCAUUGUGUACAUGAGAGAGAGGGAGAGAGCAUUGUGUACAUGAGAGAGAGAGAUCAGGUUCUAUGUAUGCUUGUGGAACUUAGUUUGCUUGUGUAUGCUUGUAGAACUUAGUAAGAUUGUGGUGAGUUUUGAAGUUAUCUCUAUUUCAAUCAAUGCAAACUUAAAGUAUUCUUUCUGUCCAAUGUUCAAGUGGUUGUUUAUGUAGCUGUAUGUUCAAUACAGGCACAGAUUUUUCCAGGUUCUUUUUUUAUUCAGUAUACACUUCAACUGUUGAUGAUGUGGUUACUACUGAAGCCAGUAUAUGUUUCAAUCUGUGGUGUGUUUGGAUAGACAAAGACAAAUAAAAUCCUAAAACAUU